CACCAACCGGGGAGCGGAUAACGGCGGCUGCUACGGCGCAUAUCGAGCUGCUUGGGCGUCCGCAGCAGCGCUUGUGCCGUUUUACUGCCUCCUUGCACAUGUCAGCGGCAGAAUAGCGUCAUCGACGACAGUUCCGAGGAUGAGUGCGACUGUUUCCACACGAGCUCAGGACGGAUGGAUUUAGCGAACGCGGCGAUCCGGCCGAGAGGACACAUGACAUGCGUUCUGCUCCCCUGACGAUUCUCUGGGACGCAGUUUUUGACGCCUGGCAUGCUUUUAUUUGCGGGACUUGCUGUCGUGGAUGCGGGAUGCUGCGCGCCGCGCCCCGGGAGUUAUUGAUAAUAAGGAGAACGCAGCUCGGUUCUGUCACAGCCUGUCUCGCGCGCGAAGCGGAUUUUUCGCCGGACUGUGGCGCACCGUGAGCAUCUUGUUGUUUUUGGUUGAUGAGGACGGGCCGGCGCGGCGCUGUCUCGUCUGACGGGAUCCGAUCCGCAGGAACCGGGGCUCCGCCGCUCACCUGCUCGUUUCAACGCUCAAUAAUAAACCUUCAUCAUGGCCGAGAAGACGCUGGAGCAGGGCUCGGUCAGCAUCCCCAUGGAGGAGACUAAGCAGGAGGCGCCGCUGCUCACCCACCUGAAGAAAGUGGAGAACCACAUCACUGAGGCCCAGCGCUUCUCCCACCUCCCCCGCCGCUCCGCUGUGGACCUGGAGUUCAACGAGCUCUCCUACACGAUCCGAGAAGGCCCCUGGUGGAGGAGGAGAGGUUACAAGGCUCUCCUCAAGUGUCUGUCGGGAAGAUUCAACAGCAGAGAGCUGAUUGGCAUCAUGGGGCCUUCUGGAGCUGGGAAGUCCACACUCAUGAAUAUUCUGGCAGGAUACAGGGAAACUGGGAUGAAGGGCCAGAUCAUGGUGAAUGGUCGACCCAGGGACCUGAGGACUUUCAGGAAAAUGUCCUGCUACAUUAUGCAGGAUGACAUGCUGCUACCACACCUCACCGCGAGGGAGGCGAUGAUGGUUUCUGCCAAUCUGAAACUGAAUGAGAGCAUGCAGGUCAAAAAAGAACUGGUGGAUGAGAUCCUGACGGCGCUCGGCCUUCAGGAGUGCGCUCAGACGCGCACCAACGCUCUCUCCGGCGGCCAGUGUAAGCGACUGGCCAUCGCCCUGGAGCUGGUCAACAACCCGCCCGUCAUGUUCUUCGACGAGCCCACCAGCGGCCUGGACAGCGCCUCCUGCUUCCAGGUGGUUUCCCUCAUGAAGUCGCUGGCUCAGGGAGGAAGGACAAUCAUCUGCACCAUUCACCAGCCCAGUGCCAAGCUCUUCGAGAUGUUUGAUAAGCUGUACAUCCUCAGUCAGGGUCAGUGCAUAUACAAGGGCACGGUCCCUUACCUCAUCCCGUAUCUGAAGAACCUGGGCCUCCACUGCCCCACAUAUCACAACCCGGCGGAUUUUAUCAUUGAAGUGGCAUCAGGGGAGUACGGGGACCUAAAUCCAGUGCUGUUUGAGGCGGUUCAGGGUGGUAUGUGCGCCGAUGAGGGCAAGAAGAACUCAAGAGACAAGAGUGACUCUUCCUGUCCUUCUCAAUGCCAUAGUGACACAGGGACACUUGAGAAACACAGCUUUGCCACCAGUACAUUCACACAGUUCUGCAUCCUCUUUAAAAGAACCUUCAUCACAAUAUGCAGAGACAUGGUGCUGACCCACCUCAGGGUGAUGUCCCACCUGUCUAUUGGAGUGCUGAUUGGCCUGCUUUACCUUAAAAUUGGAAAUGACGCCAGCAAGGUUUUCAACAACACCGGCUUCCUCUUUUUCUCCAUGCUGUUCCUCAUGUUUGCUGCCCUGAUGCCCACCGUCCUUACCUUUCCUCUCGAGAUGUCCGUGUUUGUAAGAGAACAUCUCAACUACUGGUACAGCCUGAAGGCUUAUUACUUAGCCAAAACCAUGGCUGACGUACCUUUCCAGGUGCUUUGUCCGAUCAUGUACUGCAGUAUUGUGUACUGGAUGACGGAGCAGCCCCCAGAGGCGGGUCGCUACCUGCUGUUCAUGGCCCUGUCCACCUCCACGGCCUUGGUAGCCCAGUCCCUGGGUCUGCUUAUAGGGGCUGCGUCUACAUCUCUGCAGGUGGCAACUUUUGUGGGUCCGGUCACGGCCAUACCGGUGCUCCUCUUCUCUGGCUUCUUUGUCAAUUUUGACACCAUUCCCAAAUACCUACAGUGGAGCUCCUACGUGUCCUACGUCAGAUAUGGCUUUGAAGGGGUCAUACUCUCUAUCUACGGGAUGAACCGGUCAGAACUGGAGUGUCCGGGCCUGGUGUGUAAGUUCCAAAAGCCAGAGGAGGUUCUGCAGUUGCUGGACGUGGAGGAUGCGAAGCUUUACGUGGACUUCAUGGUGCUGGGGGUUUUCUUCCUGGUCCUCAGACUGGCCACCUACCUGGUCCUCCGCUACAAAGUCAAGUCGGAGCGUUAAGCCAUUCACUUACAAUCACGGACGGGUUUGGACGGCAUCAACCAACCUGUAGUCUCUCCUUCUCUGUCUGUUCCUCACACACAUGUACAAAGACUUAAACACAUCCAGUGGAGCUCUACUGAACCAUUACCCAGAGUGCAUCAUCUUUAAACUGGUAUGCUACAUAAAAGGGAAGCUUUUGUCUGUCCAUACCUGGUGGUUCUUUGGGUGAUGAUAAUAGUACCUUUAACCUGACCAAUUAGCAGGAAGCAUGUUUCUAUGAACUGAGAAAUUUGGAUUUAUACCUGGUUAUCUGGCCACACCAAGAAGCUGCCACAUGAAUCUAAUGCAUCUGGAUUCACGGUGAGCCAUAGUCUCCAUCAUGGUGCAGGAGUAUGUCAUACCCUGUAACUCAAUUAAGAUCCAGAUUAGAGCUACUUCUACUUAUAUUAUACCUAAAUGGCCCAUAGAGAUGGAACAGGAACAACAUUUCAAGAUGGAUGCCUUCCAAGCCAGAAGAUGUUUUGCAGCACUACUCCAACCUGGCUAACGAUCAGGUGUCCUGACCACAAAGGCUUGUCUUAAGAAAACAAAGCGACUGCCAGUGGAUGAUUUUCCUCAUUCCUCCAUUUCUUGUGUGGAUCAUUUCAAAAGGCCUUGAGCUCUCCCUCUGACGGUGGCCAGCAGUGGUUCUCACGCUGCCACCCGGCCCAUGACCCCUCACGCUCCUCAUCAUCCCACAUUUGUUUCUGCCAUAACCGAGGAAGCCCCGUGGACCGGGGGGUGGAGGGGAGCGUGACUGUUGUUUCCAGCCGAACACGAGAGCAAUGUUACUGACGAAGUGCAAUAGCCUGUUCUGUGGUUAAAAACAGCAAUGUUUGUCUAAUCGAUGUCUCUCUUUAACACUCUUUGUUGAACUGCUUGUUUCCACUUGUUGUGUGACUCUUUAGCCGCCUCCCCUCCUGUUUCUAUUCUUCCCUUUCUCUCUGCUUCGCUGAUGUCUGACCGAUGUGUCCAAACCAAUGCUAGAUACUUGAAAUGCUGGCCGGGCAGUUUUUUGUGCCUCUGAACUAGAAUGAUUUUUGAGUUUUCUCUGCUUCAUUGUUUGUGCAUACACUUAAUGUCAACAUACGUGCUGGUUCUCCUGCACACACACACACACACACACACACACACACACACACACACACACACACACACACACACACACACACACACACACACACACACACACACAUUCAUCCUGGGCAAUGUAUAAAAUAGCCUCUUCUUGUCACAGGGCAAUGCAAAUAUUUUCCAAUAGACUUGCUAUGAAAUAUUUCUUACUUAAACUAUGCUUCUUAGUAAUCCUUAUUAUAAUGCAUAAAAUUAUGUGAGUAUAUAAUCAAUGAUUGUACAGUGAGUAUGCCAUGCUGUAAACAAAUGUAUAUUUGCACUUUUCUGUGUAUGUUUAUUCUUACAAUUACUUUUUAAUUUAUUUGUAUUUAAUUUUAUAUAUAUAUAUAUAUAUAUAUAUAUAUAUGUGACAAGUGCUGCUUGAAAGUAUAAUGGGAAAACAGCAACUGAAUGUUGCAUGUUCACUUUAGGAAUGAAAUUUAUGAAAUAUUAAAUUUCGCGUUAAAGCAUUAUGAUUUAUUUUCCUCAUGUAACCUGUCACGUUUGAGGAGAUGUGGACGCUCUGCUCGUGUAACGUUUUUGAAAUGUCUGGAAUCAAGUGUGCAUCACUGGUGUAGAUAUAAAAAGGAAGAAAGAGUGCAAAGGUAAUGUUGAAGUGUGUGAAAUGUACCAGAUGGAGGGAGGCAAAAAUAAAUAACAGUCAACCAAACGUAUUAUUAUGUAGCUAUAGAGACUGUCGGUCUGUUUAGGAAGCAGCUGCGUCACAGAGGACGUAAGAGGCAGCUGCAGGUUUUUUUCAUUAAUAGCAAUAGUCAGCAUUGGGAGGUUUAACUGUUAAACCUCUCAAUGCAGGAGAUAUCUUUUAUAAUAAGACCAUAAUUUGAAUUUAGUUUCUACCUGGUUUAUUGUGUGCAAUAAAAAAUUCAAACCUUUCUUUUUUCAACCUUUGACAUCAGUUCAUGAAGGGAAGUAAUGCUGUAAGUUGCUUCUUUUCAUCAUUUUUUGUGCCUUUGUUGAUUCUGUUCAACCUCAAAAUAGGCCAAUAUGGUGGACAUGUUAAGUGGGUCAAUCUCAAAGUAUUUCAUUGAUUUUAAAUGACUAAAGAAAAGAAAUGAUAUUAAAAUCCAAUGUAGACAGCUGCUGGAUUUUUUUUUACCCUGAUUAAAAAAACAUGUAAAUGCAGAAAACGUUGUAGUGUGUGGACCAUGUUGUAUAAACUCAGUUUUACUGCCAAAACAAAAAUAUUUGUUUUUAUCUGUUCAUAUGUAAUGGCUAUGACUUUGUGGGGUAAAAAUAGACAUGUAGAAAAAAGCAGCUACAGAAAGUGAAGAGCUUCAAUUAACAGUGCUGAAAUAUUAAUGUGUCUAGAAAUGUGUGUGGUACCAAAGAAUAAACAAAUCCUCCUUUCUCUACUGAAAAUUUAAUAUAAUGAGAACAAUUCUCAGUGAGAUAAGCGUUCAUCUUAAUUUCAUAAGCAAGGAAAGUGCUCAAAAACAGAUGUCAAACAUCAUUUAUAGUAGCCCAUACCCCACUGAUUUUCCUUUUUGUGAUCUUCCAGUCCUCUUUUUUUCCAGUGUCUUCAUGUCAGAAAUGUAAUUAUUGUUAUCACAUAUGAUUUGACUCCACUAAUAAUUCAGUUUCAACAAAAUGUACUCAUGUUUCAGGAAAGUGACUGUAUGAGAUGCAGCUGGUCAGCGUUUGUUCAGAUGACUUUCUUCUGUAUUUUGUUUUUUCUUUAGUGCACUCAGCCAUGCAUGGAGAACAAUAAUAAGCAGAACGCGAGUGUGAAAGGCUGUUUAACAAAGGUUGUUGUUUAAGUCUGAUUAAUUUAUUUAUCCUUUACAGUUUAAUUUGUUGUUUCUCAACUCAAAAAAUGCUAGUUCUCUAUACUACACGCUAUUUCAAGGAUUAUAAUAAAGAUCAUUUAUAACCUUU
This is a messenger RNA of Betta splendens (Siamese fighting fish), 5493 nucleotides long. RefSeq names its product ATP-binding cassette, sub-family G (WHITE), member 4a (gene abcg4a). The record is from RefSeq and is a predicted model, not a curated record. Gene Ontology annotation, molecular function: ATP hydrolysis activity; ABC-type transporter activity; ATP binding. The transcript is spliced from 15 exons. NCBI's taxonomy places the organism in Eukaryota, Metazoa, Chordata, Actinopteri, Anabantiformes, Osphronemidae. The coding region runs from base 553 to 2463 and encodes 636 amino acids. Gene Ontology annotation, cellular component: plasma membrane.